AUGACAGAACUUGAAGAGAGAAUUGAAGCUUAUGAGCGACUGUGGAAUACCCUCUUUGGAGGCUAUUCCCUCGACGAUGCGUAUAUGGAUAUGAUCAAUCACGGUGUCAAGGACGCCAGUGAUCGUGCUAGAGCUUCCUUGCUGACCGAAGGAACAUAUCCUAGAAACAUAGCGAAGCAUCCAAAUCAGCAUCAGAUUGAACCUCAGGCAGUGUUUGCUCCACCCCACUUACCCGAACCUCACAUUCCUGGAACUAGGUUAUCACCGAUCUUACCUGCUGUAUCAAUUCCGCCCACCCGUUUGCCGUCGACCGAACUGGACCUGCCACAACAACAGUCCAAUCCUGAUGGAGAUGAUGGGGAUUUCGAGUGGCAGGAAGAAACGAAUCGAAAUACCGAUCCAACCGCUGAUUAUCAGCAGAUAGGAAAUCUCGGGAUUCAGUCCGACGCAGGGAUGGCGAGCCUUCGAUCUUCUGGGAAAGGUGCUAGCUACCUAGGUUUAUCUUCAGGAGCGACUUUUCUCAAUGCCAUCAGAAGGUUGUCGCCAAAGUCUGUGCAAGGUCUGACACCGAUCGGAGCUUUCGUCACUUCCGGCUCAUUAGUCAUGGGAGGAUGGUCAGGUAUGACGCAAGAGUGGACAAGUCAGCCCUGUAAACAAGUCACACUUCCGCCAUCGAUGGAAACAAGACCAUUAGUGGAGAGCUAUUUCCGGUAUUUCCAUCAUCUCACUCCGCUGGUACACGAACCGACAGUCCGGGCACAGCUUAGUGGUGCCCUCCCUAUCCUCAAACCCGGAUCAGACGUUCUGAUGUACAUGAUCUUUGCCAUGGGCGCCCUAGAUCUCGCGCAAACUGAAGAAGACGAUGAUGGCUAUCGGUAUUAUCAGAUCGCACGGCAUUCGAUGGACCGCGAGAUACUGGAGGGAGGGACAUUGCCCCUUGUGCAAGGAUUAGCUAUUAUGGCAAAUUAUUUGCAGCGGAGUAAUCGACCAAACGCCGGCUACCUAUGUCUUGGAAUGGCUAUACGUAUGGCUACUGCAUUGGGGCUGCAUAUACCAGCUACAAGUAAUCGACACACUCCGCUAGAAAAAGAAAUUCGAGUAAGGGCUUGGUGGUCCAUUGUCACCCUGGAAGCUGGGUGCGCUGUUACUUUCGGUCGGCCUCAUGCUCACAGCCCCCUUCAACUGGCCGGUAUGCCUCUACCUAUCAACUGUGACGACGAACAUAUGACGGUUUCUACCACCAUGCAACCCGCCCAAUGCGAUCGACCCACAUUGUACACAGCCCUUAUUGUUCAAGCUAGAUUGGCCAAAGUGACAUGCGGCUUACACGAUCGCAUACUUCAAUCACACCCCGCGCCUUCGGUCGAUCAAGUGAGGCGUUAUGAUCAACGCAUUGUAUCGGCUCUUCAACAUGAUUUGGGGUCCAUGCAGAUGCACGCCAACGAACCGUAUCAUCUCGCCAGAGCAGUGCAGAUGUGGAGGACCAGGGAUUUCCGAGCGAUAUUACAUCGACCGAUACUGUUGGCGGCAGCGUGGGACACUAGUGGUACCAAGGCAUUAUUACCGGGGAUCAGGGAGUGCAUCGACUCUUGUCGUGACCUUGCUCUUGCCAAUCUGCAGGACAUCGAGCAAUACGUGCUCAACCAACCAAAUCACGAAAGAGGCUCAGAGUGGUAUACGCUGUACUUCGCCUUCCAGGCAUCAUUGACCCUGCUCCUAUCCAUCGUGUGGGAGCCACAUCAUCCUGCUGCUAAUCACUGGGGAAGGAUUCUCACAUCCACGGCCUCCUGGUUCAGGCAGAUCCGAUCGAUGAAGACCCUCGCAUCUUCCUAUGCUUCUGUACUGGAGAGUGUGGUUGGAACAGUACCGUCUCCUAGCAUGAUAGAUCAAUUGACACAGGCAAUCGGCGAUCCAUCGGCAAGUACGUGGUCAGAGACAGGCAAUUCGUCAAACGCCAACGACAGCACAAUCGAUCAAAGCGGACUGGAUUUUGAGCGAUAUUGGAUGGAGCUCUGGGGUAAUGAUGCUGCGAUAACGAACAGUGUGUGGCCAGAAUCAGGUACAGAUACUCAGCCCGGCUGGCAGUUCUAG
Molecule: messenger RNA, 2091 nt
Organism: Kwoniella mangroviensis CBS 8507
Lineage: Eukaryota; Fungi; Basidiomycota; Tremellomycetes; Tremellales; Cryptococcaceae
Exons: 7
Coding region: 1-2091 (696 amino acids)
Biological process (GO): positive regulation of transcription from RNA polymerase II promoter by galactose; DNA-templated transcription
Cellular component (GO): nucleus
Molecular function (GO): zinc ion binding; DNA-binding transcription factor activity, RNA polymerase II-specific; RNA polymerase II cis-regulatory region sequence-specific DNA binding
Source: RefSeq, a predicted model, not a curated record